AUGGAUCAACCCGACCCGAAAAAUGCCUCUGGCCUGGUUCUCUCCGCCACCGAACCGAUUCGGUCGUUUCUCGCGUUGGCCUGCGACGAUCGUCUUCUCUCCGAGGAACUCAGAGGAAUUGCUUAUGAUCUGCGAUCGAGUAACACCGUUCCCUACAAAUUGCUCCGCGCUAUAUGGACCGAAUCCGAUCCUUCGACCAGACCGGACUUGUUGGGGAUUUUCUCCGGCUCCGAUUUCGUCUUCACCAGUCCCAAACCGAGGGAAAAGAGUGAAGAGCUGAAACUGAGAUUGAUAAAGCUGAGAGAAAUAGCAGAGAGGAAGGAAUACGCUGAGCUUGUUAAAGACAUAACACCUAGGAAACAAGUCGAAGAGCCUUUCUCUUCUUACAAAGACCAGCUCGGUUUCGGGUUACACGUUGGUCUCACCAUGUUCACUGGAUAUUUGGUUGGAUACGCUUCUUUUAGAGCUUUGUUCAACCGCAACCCUGCUCUGAGUGCUGCUGGUGGGAUUCUUGGAUUAGUUUUGGCGAUGCUUGUGGAAACGCUUCUGUUUAUAAUCAAGACCUCUAAAGAUGAUCAGAUUCAGAGCUCUAAAUCAUCAUCAUCUUCAUUCACUCCCACUACUAAGAAGAAUCAGUAG
Messenger RNA from Thlaspi arvense, 639 nucleotides. The record is from the annotation of a GenBank genome assembly. NCBI's taxonomy places the organism in Eukaryota, Viridiplantae, Streptophyta, Magnoliopsida, Brassicales, Brassicaceae.